AUGAUUGGGGGGAUUUUUCCCGUUUUCAACAAAGAGUUACUAAGUAGCACUUCUACAUUCAAGAGCAAGCCACUUGGAGUGAAGUGUGAAGGAUUUGACCUGAGAGCUUUUCGAUGGACCCAAAUGAUGAUAUUUGCAAUUGAAGAAAUCAACAAAGAUCCUGCUCUCCUCUCAAAUAUAUCUCUUGGCUAUAGGAUCCUUAACUCUUGUGCAUCUCCUACAAAUACUAUACGUGCUGCAAUAACACUGGCUAGUGGAACAGAGAAAAAUGAACUGAAUUGUCAUCCAGCUUUAUCUGCCCUCAUAGCAGAGUCAGGAUCCUCUCAGUCUAUAGCUGUGGCUGGAACUCUUGGACCAUUUGGUCUGCCAAUGGUAAGUUACUUCUCAACAUGUGUCUGCCUAAGUGACAGAGCUAAAUACCCUACAUUUUUUCGGACAAUCCCAAGUGACUACUUCCAGGCAAAAGCUUUGGCAGCACUGGUCAAACAUUUUGGCUGGCAGUGGAUUGGGGCCAUACAGUCAGACAAUGAUUAUGGGCGAAGUGGUAUCCUGGCUUUUACUUAGGAGGUUAAAAAGCUGGGGGUUUGCAUUGCAUUUGUGGGUUCAAUUCUACGUACAUACACUAUGGAUAAAAUUCAGCAUGUUGUGGAAAUGAUCAAGCAGUCGACUGUCAAAGUCAUUCUUGCUUUUGUUCCAGAGGGUGACUUUUACCCUUUGAUGAAGGAGGUUGUGAAACAGAACAUUACAGGAAUUCAGUGGAUUGCAAGCGAGGCCUGGAUAACAGCAACUCGACCCUCCACACCUGAAAUCUACCAAGCUUUUGGUGGAACCCUAGGAUUUGUAGUGCAAAAGAUGGCUAUUCCAAAUCUACAAACAUUUCUUACAGGCAUUAACCCUUAUACUGAUCCAAGUGCAGCCUUUGUGAGGGACUUCUGGGAGAUUAUGGUCACUGAUCAGCUACAAAAGGUGCAUUUUAGGAAUCAGUUUGGUGAUGAUGUAUUUUUUGAUGUCAAUGGUGACUUUCCUGCUUCUUAUGAUAUUAUCAACUGGCAGUUGAUAGAUGGGCAGUCGGUGUGCUCUAAUGUUUGUCCAGUAGGAACUAGACAAGCUCAAAUGAAAGGAAAACCCAACUGCUGUUUUGACUGUAUCCAAUGUGCUGAUGGAACUAUAGCAAACUCAACAGGUGCAACCGACUGCACACCAUGUCCACAUGAAUACUGGUCCAAUGAGAAGAAAGAUGAAUGCAUUCCUAAAGCAAUUGAGUUUCUGACAUAUAACGAGCCGAUGGGAAUAGCUAUCACAGUUGUAUCCCUGUUUGGUGCCUCCCUGUCACUGGCCAUGAUGAUGGUCUUUAUCCACUACAGAAAGACUCCUUUGAUAAAAGCAAGCAACUGCGAGCUGAGUCGUUUCCUGUUGUUUUCUCUUUUUUUGUGUUUUCUCUGUCCACUCACUUUCAUCGGCAGACCCACAGUCUGGACAUGCAUGCUGCGCCACACAGCUUUCGGAGUGACAUUUGCACUUUGUAUAUCAUGUGUCUUGGGAAAAACAAUUGUUGUUGUUACAGCUUUCAAAGCCACAUUUCCUGGCAACAAAUUUGUAGGAAAGUUUGGUCCGGCACAGCAAAGGAUGAUAGUUUGCUCCUGCACUUUUAUUCAGAUGAUAACAUGUGUGUUGUGGCUUAAAUUAAGCCCGCCUUUCCCAGACAUGGUUUUCAGAUACAGCAAUAAGAAGAUUGUUUUAGAAUGCAACACAGGCUCUGAGGCGGCUUUCUAUGCAGUGCUGGGGUACAUAGGGAUCCUUGCAAUACUGUGUUUGGUCCUGGCAUUUCUAGCAAGAAAGUUACCUGAUAACUUUAAUGAAGCCAAAUGUAUCACUUUCAGCAUGCUAAUAUUCUGUACUGUCUGGAUCACCUUUAUCCCAGCGUACUUGAGCUCUCCUGGGAAGUUCACUGUAGCUGUGGAAAUAUUUGCAAUUUUGUCUUCGGCAUUCGGCUUAUUAAUUAGCAUUUUUGCACCUAAAUGUUACGUAAUAUUGAUCAAGCCAGAGAAAAAUACCAAGAAGCAUGUCAUGGGAAAAACUUUUAACUAA
This is a messenger RNA of Etheostoma cragini (Arkansas darter), 2088 nucleotides long. RefSeq names its product extracellular calcium-sensing receptor. Gene Ontology annotation, cellular component: membrane. The record is from RefSeq and is a predicted model, not a curated record. NCBI's taxonomy places the organism in Eukaryota, Metazoa, Chordata, Actinopteri, Perciformes, Percidae. The transcript is spliced from 6 exons. Gene Ontology annotation, molecular function: G protein-coupled receptor activity. Gene Ontology annotation, biological process: G protein-coupled receptor signaling pathway.